Uranotaenia lowii is the source of this 2235-nucleotide messenger RNA. RefSeq names its product prolactin regulatory element-binding protein. Gene Ontology annotation, cellular component: endoplasmic reticulum membrane. Lineage: Eukaryota; Metazoa; Arthropoda; Insecta; Diptera; Culicidae. Gene Ontology annotation, molecular function: protein binding; GTPase activator activity; guanyl-nucleotide exchange factor activity. The transcript has 3 exons. Gene Ontology annotation, biological process: protein secretion. The record is from RefSeq and is a predicted model, not a curated record. Bases 334 to 1677 code for a protein of 447 amino acids.
AUACGUGGAAGCAGAGGCGCCCGAUAAAAAACGUCAGAAAAUACGUGGAUUGCUGAAGCGAAAGUGUAUUUUUAUAAAAAUCAAGUGGAAUGCUUCGAUAUUUUGUGGAAAUAAACUAGGCUAGCCACCCAUCAACAAUCGCAGUUUAAUAAUUAAACAACCCACUAUCGAUCGGCGGUGGCUGGCUGAUGUGAUUAGUAAUUCAAUUAAGGAAUAGCAGCAGCAAUAGUUGGGUAUCACGGGUUUCGGGGGGAAAGUCGAAAAGGCAAGAGUUUUUCUUUGUGCAGUGAGAGUUCAACAUUACGGAAUACCAGAGGUUGUUGAACAACUUAGAUGGCCCCGACUAGGAAACCGAAUGAUGGGCUGCUGGCCCGGGUCAAUUUCCCACUAUAUGCCAUUGAAAUGCUGACCAGCAGACAUGUCCUGGUGGCAGGGGGCGGCGGAGCCUCAAAAACUGGAGUCGCUAAUGGGUUUGAAAUCUACGAGAUUUACCACAAUGGCGAGAAAUAUGUGGCCGAAGAAAUAAUCCGGCACGAAACGGGUCCAACGGUGGUCAUGAACUGUGCGAUAAAAAACGAUGAAAAGCGGUCACUACUUCUCGCUGGUCAGGAAAAUCACUGCCAAAUGUAUCUGGUCAAUCCGAUUAUAACUUCCGGUGCAGAUGGGGAAACUAUUGGGGCCGGGAAAACAUCUGAAACACUGGACAGUUUAAGGAAGAGGAAAGCGGCACCAUCUCAACAACCACAGGCCAAUGGACAGGUCAAUCAUCCAAAGGAUUCAGAACAAUCCGCGGAUAAGAAAUUGAAAGGCGAUGGAAAAGACGAUCGGCAAAGGAAACGCAUUAGGUUCGAGAUAAAAACCGGCGAUUCAGUUCAGACAGAUUUUACUGAAAAUGAACCACUACAGCGAGUUGUUCGAAUCAGUUCCAACGGAAAGGUGAUGGCCACUGGAGGAACCGAUGGACAUUUACGGCUUUGGCAUUUCCCCAAAAUGACACUGAUUACGGCCAUUUUGGCGCAUACCAAUGAAAUCGAUGAUUUAUGUUUCAGUCCCGAUAGCAAGCAUAUCGUUUCGAUAGCCAAGGAUGGCCUCGGGAUGAUAUGGCCCGUCAAUCCGGCCAAAGAAUCCAAGAAACUUGUGUGGGAUCCUCCAGAAGGUGGCAAAUAUUUACUGAAGCGAUGUCGCUACGGAGUGAUAGAAGGUCAAAAGGAUAAGCAUCGUUUGUUCACCUUGGCCAAUCCCCUUACAAGAUCCGGUAAAACCAGGGGAUACCUUCAACAGUGGGAUCCGGAAGUGGGUCGGUUGACUCGGGUGGUAGAAAUCGAUGAGGCAUUGGCAGCAUUAGCCGUACGAGACGAUGGCCGAUUCGUGGCCAUCGGAACCAUGUUCAGUGGUUCUGUCUCGAUAUACAUAGCCUUCAGCUUGCAACAAGUGAUGCACAUUCCCAAUGCUCAUGCGAUGUUCGUCACCGGACUGGAGUUCCUACCAGUUACCAAUUUCGAUGGCCCGGCCGUUACUGCUGAUACGGAGGCAGCUGUCCUCUCCAUUUCGGUGGACAAUCGGGUGUGCAUUCACAGUUUUCAAUUCAGACAUUCUCUCCCGGCGUGGGUAGCAAUUUUCGCAAUUAUUCUCAUACUGUGCAUCACAUUUUGUUUCUGCUCAUACAUCGGACUGUGAUUUUAAGUUGUUUCUAUAAAUGUAUCAUAACUUUGUGAGUGUUAGAAACGUGUACAGUUCAUUGGCAGUUUGGAGCCCGAAAUUUCAGCAAUAAGGCACUCGACUCGUUGCAAAAAUAUAAAUUCAAUUCCUCUGCAUCGAAACCUGUUCAAAAGUUUAACUAGUUAUCUUCAAAAGAACAAAAUUUGCUAUCGAUCAGAAACGAAUGCCUUCACUGCAAUCAAUCGUUAAAAAUUCUCUUUCUUAUCUUUGUUGCCUAUAGGCUUCUCAGUAAUGUGAGUUUUCAGCAUUUUACCCAAAAAUAACUUCAAAAUAAGGUGUUGAGAGAAUACAAUCCUGCAAAAAUAAAUAUCAACGCUGUCCUCUCACUGCAGAUCUAUCGAUCAAAAUGGUAAAUCAAUAGCCCAAAUUUAUAAAAACACUGACACACGUGACGUAGUGACUACAAAAUAGCUUAAGGUGAAAGAAGUUAAUAAUUUAUUGUAAAUCUGUCAGCCUAGUUUGUUAUGCUAAAAACAACAAAAAAGUACCCCCAUCAUAGUUAAAAAUAUAUCAAAU